Molecule: messenger RNA, 678 nt
Organism: Protopolystoma xenopodis
Lineage: Eukaryota; Metazoa; Platyhelminthes; Monogenea; Polystomatidea; Polystomatidae
Source: the annotation of a GenBank genome assembly
CGGUUAUCGAAGCGCAGCCACUUCUCCGGCCUGAGUACAUCAAAUCCGGGCACAAGCGAACACCCAACUGCAGGCACGCAGCUGCCUGGCUGUGCAGACGGGCCUCACGGCCUUCACGCCGUGCUGGCCAAUAGAAAGCGCGCUCAACGGCCCACCAGUAGAAAUCACCCUCUUCGGCCCACCAAUAGAAAGCACGCUCAUUGGCCGACCAAUGGGAAUCGCACUCAUCGGCCCGUCUCGAGGCCGGCGCACAAAAACGUGCUGCAGCUCGAGCAAGAGUACUCGACCCGCAUGGCUCGUCGUGGCGUGAAAGGCUGCCAUUCAAUUGUUGGCCACAUGCGGGCUGGAUGCAAAUUGGGCUUGCGGCACUGCAAUGACUCGGUUCAUCUUGGCCCGAAUGAGGUGGAGAAAGGCGUCCUACGGGUACAUGGCGCACAGCCCUCGGUGUUGCUGGCGGAAAGGUCUUCUCAUUCCGGCCGAACUGCAGUCUCUAACUCGCCUGGGGCUAGUCCGUUGAGGGAACUGAGCCGCGGUGGAGCUGCAGUCGGUCCACGUGAAGCGGACCUUUUUGGGCGCAGGACUGAGUGGGAUUCGUUAUGCAUUUGCUCACGGAAGACGACUUCAAUCAACUUGAAUGGAAUGUUUUUGCGACUUGCCCAUAUUGUUUGGAAGAUUUAG